This is a messenger RNA of Diaporthe citri, 783 nucleotides long. RefSeq lists its product as uncharacterized. The record is from RefSeq and is a predicted model, not a curated record. The coding region runs from base 1 to 783 and encodes 260 amino acids. NCBI's taxonomy places the organism in Eukaryota, Fungi, Ascomycota, Sordariomycetes, Diaporthales, Diaporthaceae. The transcript is spliced from 4 exons.
AUGCCUGAUUUCAAGGGAUUGGAUUUAUCUGGCAAGACUGCCAUUGUUACCGGCGCAUCACGUGGAAUCGGUGCUGCUAUUGCAAAUCAGCUGGCUAAGCGAGGAGCAAACGUCGUCGUCAACUACAUGACGGCACGCAGUCGCCAGCGCUCCGAUGAUCUUGUCAAUACUAUCAACGGCUAUGGCGUCAAGGCUGUCGCCGUCCAGGCAGACAUCAGCAAAGUCUCCGAGAUACCCAAGCUCGUCCGGGCCGCCCUUGACCUGAGCACGACCGGCAAAAUCGAAAUCCUUGUCCAUAACGCCGCGCUCGGCCACGACGCCAACCUCGACGAGGUCACCGAGGAGCUCUACCAGACGCACUUUGACACCAACGUCAAGGGGCCCAUAUUCCUGACCAAGGCCGUCGUGCCGCACAUCGCGAGGGGCGGCCGGAUCGUCCUGGUCUCGUCGGCAGCCGCCCGCCUCGGCGUCGCCGGGCAGACCGUGUACGCCGCCACCAAGGCCGCCGAGGAGUCGCUGGCGCGCGUGUGGGCGAAGGAGCUGGGGCAGUCGCACGGCAUCACUGUCAACUGCGUUAACCCCGGGCCUGUCGCCACUGACCAGUGGAACGAAAGCGACGAGCAGUUCCGGAAUGACAUGCAGCCCCUCAUCGAGUCGACGCCCGCAGCGGCAAGAAUCGCAGAGGUCGACGACAUCGCCCCCCUCGUAGCUUUCCUGUGUACCGAUGAUGCGCGGUGGACUACGGGGUCGGUUCUUUCGGCAAACGGUGGACUGUACAACUAA